UGCUCCAAAGAAAAACAAAAAUAUACAUUUAACGCCCGAGUUAUUAUAAUAUCAAUACUUGGCAAUGUUAAAUAUUUAAAUUGGUUUGCACAAAUAGGACGACAUUGUUGACGUCGACCGGUCUAUUUGAUGAUAGAAAAAAAAAACGUCACGAGUGAAAUAUAUGUGCAUUUACCGAAAAUACAUAGCAUUUUGUGUGUGACACCAGCACAAUUAUGACCAUUAUGUAACAUGCCAAUUUAAUAUCCAGCUAAACGACAACAUUGAUUCUGAUUAGCUUGCCGCCAACACCAACUGCAAGGCAAGCAAGUGGGCAAUAUGGAUGCCAUCGUCUUCCUGACGGCAGCUGCCCAUCUCUUCUAUACACCCUUCACAAAGGUCGAGGAGAGCUUCAAUUUGCAGGCUAUGCAUGAUAUUUUAUAUUUGCGCAACAAUUUCACGGCUUAUGAUCAUCAUGAGUAUCCAGGCGUUGUGCCUCGCACAUUUAUUGGCCCGUUAAUUAUAUCGAUAUUGUCAGCUCCGUUUGUGCUGCUCUUCGAGGCGAUGAGCAUGAAUAAAUUCUGGGCACAAUAUGUAGUUCGGCUUGUUUUGGCUGGUGCCAUUUCGGUUGCCUGGACUAAUUUGCGCCAGGCGGUAACAAAGAUCUUUGAUGCUGAAGUGCGUCUUUGGUUUACGGCCAUAACCAUAACACAAUUUCAUUUCAUUUUCUAUAUGACGCGCCCCUUGCCCAACAUCUUUGCAUUGCCACUGGUACUUUAUGCCAUUACAUAUUGGAUGCGUGGCCAAGCGAAGCCCUUCAUCAUCUGCUCAGCGAUAUCCAUAAUUGUGUUUCGGUCCGAGUUGGCACUUUUCUUGGGCUUGUUUCUUGCACUGGACCUGUUCCAACAAAAGCUAUCAAUUGAUGGUCUGCUGAAAAUUGCUUUGCCCGCUGGUGUGUGCAUAUUGCUGGGCACUGUUUUGGUGGACUCGUUCUUUUGGCGUCGCCUUCUGUGGCCCGAGGGUGAAGUGUUGUGGUACAACACCAUACUCAACAAGAGCUCCAACUGGGGCACAUCACCAUUCCUGUGGUACUUUUACUCGGCGCUGCCGCGUGCCAUGGGCCUCUCAUUGGUAUUUGUGCCUAUUGGCAUUUACCUUGAGCGGCGUGUUCGGUCGUUGGCCCUAUCGGCAUUGUUAUUCGUACUCUUGUAUUCAGUGCUGCCACAUAAAGAGAUGCGCUUCAUAAUCUAUGUAUUUCCGGUUCUCAACAUUGCAGCGGCCUGCGCCUGUCAACGCAUGUGGAUGAACAGUGCCAAAUCUGCUUGGCAUAGUUUUCUGGCGCUCAUUGCUGCUUCACAUUUGCUGGUCAAUGUGAUCAUAACCAUUUUCUUGCUUGUUGUUUCCGGCACAAACUAUCCGGGUGGCGUAGCGCUUUCACGUUUGCAUCGACUGGAGCCGGGAACUGCCAAUGUUUCUGUGCACAUUGCCAAUUUGGCUGCUCAGAGCGGUGUAUCGCGUUUCAUGGAAAUAAAAAGCAAUUGGAUUUACAGCAAGGAUGAGACUAUGAACUAUACUCAAGCACAGAUCGCCAGCUACAGUCACUUGUUGGUGGAAGCGAAGAGCAAACACAACACGGAACUGUGGGCAACGCUGCAGGAAGAUUUUGAGACGAUGGAAUAUGUAGACUGCUUCAACAGCAUCGGCAUACAAUACAACUCCAUAUUGCCGGUGCGCAUCAAGACUAAGCCGUGCAUUGGUAUACUUAAAAAACGAUUGCGUGCUGGAAAGGCACCUCUCCAUGAAGAAGAAAAGGUAUCUAAGGAAAAUACCUCAAAAGAAAAUGCAAAAAUGAAACGCAAGAAACAAAAACCCGAAACAGAUAAAAUAAAGCCAGUGGUGGAUAUCCCUCUGGAGACCUUAGAGCCUGACGAAUCUGUCAAAGAUGGCCACAGUGAUGUAAAGCUAAAUGAUAUCUCUGAACAGGAUCCCAUUUUGAAGAAUGAAACGGAGGUGGAGCAAGGUGGCGACGACGACGAUGGAGUAGUAAACACUGUAGAGGAAAUGUCAGGGGAACUCAAUGCUGAUGGAGUUGAAGCAGCUAAGGAAAUCAACUUUCAGGAACUACGCAAUCUUGCCCUGGAACAUACAACGCGUACAUCCCGUGUCGCUACUAAACUGAAAAUACGGAAAAUUAUUGAACAACACUACAGAGCCAAGGGACGACACAUUGAAAACGAUUCCACUGAGCAGCAUAGGACGUCAGAGACGCGCACUGGGCUUCGUCAGUCGGUAAAAUCGAUUAUCAAGCAAGAGAAGAUUAAGGAGAUGAUAGAGCAGAUCGCUACAAUGGAUCUGACACGCAUCUGCGACCUAGAGAAGACAUCGACGAAAGACUGCUUGAAGCAAGUCAUAGACAAAAUAGACGAUGAGAGCACAAAAACGAAAUGACAAAUGUUUAAAAGUCGUGUCUCAUAUAAAUUAUAAUUUACAAAUUGUUAAUAAAAUUGUUUCCAAAGUCGAA
This is a messenger RNA of Drosophila grimshawi, 2500 nucleotides long. RefSeq names its product probable Dol-P-Man:Man(7)GlcNAc(2)-PP-Dol alpha-1,6-mannosyltransferase (gene Alg12). The coding region runs from base 319 to 2427 and encodes 702 amino acids. Gene Ontology annotation, biological process: protein N-linked glycosylation. The record is from RefSeq and is a predicted model, not a curated record. The transcript is spliced from 5 exons. Gene Ontology annotation, molecular function: alpha-1,6-mannosyltransferase activity. Lineage: Eukaryota; Metazoa; Arthropoda; Insecta; Diptera; Drosophilidae. Gene Ontology annotation, cellular component: endoplasmic reticulum membrane.